AUGAGCCGUACAUUCCCUUUACUUCAUUUAAUAAAGUGCCCCCGUACCCGAGGCAACUAUAACCUCCAUCUCUUCUGUUAUGUAAAGCCCAACUCCUCCGCCAACCGAGUGACUGCUAUGAGCACAAACAGAGUGGAAGUCUCGGUCGCUGCGGCCCCUCGCGACGGAGCAGCAAAUUUUGCUGUGUCGCAAAUCAUUGCCGAUGUGUUUAAAGUCCCUAAAUCUACAGUUGAAGUGAUCCGCGGCGUCAAGGCGCGUGAGAAAACAGUAUGCAUUUCUGAUUUGAUCAUUGACAACCAAGAGACCUUCCUACAACAAGCAACACAAACCCUGAUUGACGCGACCGAGAAAAAGCGCCCCAGAUCUUGA
Molecule: messenger RNA, 369 nt
Organism: Penicillium odoratum
Lineage: Eukaryota; Fungi; Ascomycota; Eurotiomycetes; Eurotiales; Aspergillaceae
Product: DUF167 domain-containing protein
Exons: 2
Coding region: 1-369 (122 amino acids)
Cellular component (GO): cytoplasm
Source: RefSeq, a predicted model, not a curated record